AUGGGGAGUGGAGCCAGUGCUGAGGACAAAGAACUGGCCAAGAGGUCCAAAGAGCUAGAAAAGAAGCUGCAGGAGGAUGCUGACAAGGAAGCCAAGACUGUCAAGCUGCUAUUGCUGGGUGCUGGGGAGUCAGGAAAGAGCACUAUCGUCAAACAGAUGAAGAUCAUUCACCAGGAUGGAUAUUCGCCAGAAGAAUGCCUGGAGUACAAGGCCAUCAUCUAUGGCAAUGUGCUGCAAUCCAUCUUGGCUAUCAUCCGGGCCAUGCCCACACUGGGCAUUGACUAUGCUGAAGCAAGCUGUGUGGAUGAUGGGCGACAGCUCAACAACCUGGCUGACUCCAUUGAAGAGGGCACUAUGCCUCCUGAGCUAGUGGAGGUUAUCAGGAAGUUGUGGAAGGAUGGUGGGGUGCAAGCCUGCUUUGACAGAGCUGCAGAGUACCAGCUCAAUGACUCGGCAUCUUACUACCUGAAUCAAUUAGACCGAAUUACAGCCCCUGACUACCUCCCUAAUGAGCAAGAUGUGCUACGAUCCAGAGUCAAAACCACAGGCAUCAUUGAGACUAAGUUUUCUGUCAAGGACUUAAACUUCAGGAUGUUUGAUGUGGGAGGGCAGAGAUCAGAGAGAAAGAAGUGGAUCCACUGCUUUGAGGGAGUCACCUGCAUCAUUUUCUGUGCAGCCCUCAGCGCCUAUGAUAUGGUGCUGGUGGAAGAUGACGAAGUGAAUCGUAUGCAUGAGUCACUGCACCUGUUCAACAGCAUAUGUAACCACAAGUUCUUUGCGGCCACUUCCAUUGUCCUCUUUCUCAACAAGAAGGAUCUCUUUGAGGAAAAAAUCAAGAAAGUCCAUCUCAGCAUUUGUUUUCCAGAGUAUGAUGGGAACAACUCUUAUGAGGAUGCAGGGAAUUAUAUCAAGAGUCAGUUCCUUGACCUCAACAUGAGAAAAGAUGUCAAAGAAAUCUACAGUCACAUGACCUGUGCUACAGAUACACAGAAUGUCAAAUUUGUAUUUGAUGCAGUUACAGAUAUCAUCAUCAAAGAAAACCUCAAGGACUGCGGACUCUUCUAGUUCUCACCAUUCCUCAAGUAUGUUCUGUAAGCAGGCUCCGAAUCUCAGUAAUUUUAAGCAGAAAAUUUUAGGUCAAUAUAUUAUGA
This is a messenger RNA of Cervus elaphus (red deer), 1151 nucleotides long. RefSeq names its product G protein subunit alpha transducin 2 (gene GNAT2). NCBI's taxonomy places the organism in Eukaryota, Metazoa, Chordata, Mammalia, Artiodactyla, Cervidae. The transcript has 8 exons. Bases 1 to 1065 code for a protein of 354 amino acids. Gene Ontology annotation, cellular component: photoreceptor outer segment; photoreceptor inner segment; heterotrimeric G-protein complex. Gene Ontology annotation, biological process: detection of chemical stimulus involved in sensory perception of bitter taste; adenylate cyclase-modulating G protein-coupled receptor signaling pathway. Gene Ontology annotation, molecular function: G-protein beta/gamma-subunit complex binding; GTP binding; G protein-coupled receptor binding. The record is from RefSeq and is a predicted model, not a curated record.